Molecule: messenger RNA, 3064 nt
Organism: Olea europaea var. sylvestris
Lineage: Eukaryota; Viridiplantae; Streptophyta; Magnoliopsida; Lamiales; Oleaceae
Exons: 22
Coding region: 297-2555 (752 amino acids)
Cellular component (GO): mitochondrial outer membrane
Molecular function (GO): ATP binding; ATP hydrolysis activity
Source: RefSeq, a predicted model, not a curated record
UGGUGGGAGAAAGAGACUGGAUUCAGGACUCAAUUCUGGCAUCUCGAGCCGGGAAGUCUUUGAGAAAAUCAGCAUUUAGAGAAGACAUAAUUGCAGCAAUUCUUGAAGGAGGCAGCCUUGAAGUUUCAUUUGAUAACUUCCCAUACUAUUUGAGCGAGAGCACAAAAAAUGUGCUGAUUGCAGCUUCUUAUGUACACCUGAAGCACAAGGAUCAAGUUAAAUAUGCUUCUGAGCUUUCAAAUCUAAACCCCAGAAUCUUGCUUUCCGGUCCAGCAGGAUCUGAAAUAUAUCAGGAGAUGCUGGCAAAGGCGCUUGCUCAUUAUUUUGGGGCUAAAUUGUUUAUAUUUGACAGCCAUUCAUUUGUGGGUGGUUCACCUGCCAAGGAACCUGAGCUAUUAAGGGAGGGUUGCAAUGUAGAAGAAGUCUGCGGUAGUAGUAAGCAAGUUGCUGGUUCCUCAGAUUUGGCUAAAGGCAUGGAACUUUCAUCUGUUGAAGCAGAUAUCCCGGAUUCUGCAAAAUUUCUCCUUGGCUCAGACUCGAAGACAAAAAUGGAAACUGACAAUUUACCCACUUCAGGGAAUGCGGCUAAGAAACCCUCAAUUAAACAUGGCGAUAGAGUUAAAUUCGUUGGUCCAGCUUCUGGAGGUUUGCAUUUAACUUCUUCCAGGGGCCCAACUCCUGGAAUGCGAGGAAAGGUACUAUUACCAUUUGAAGACAAUCCCUUUUCGAAAAUUGGUGUAAGAUUCGAUAAAUCCAUACCUGAUGGAGUUGAUUUAGGGGGUCUAUGUGGUGACGGUCAUGGAUUCUUCUGUAACGCCACUGAACUUCGCUUGGAUACCUCGGGGGUGGAGGAUCUAGACAAGUUGCUAAUUGACACAAUGUUUGAGACCGUAUUUGAGGUGAGCAGAGAUUCCCCCUUCAUACUGUUCAUCAAAGAUGCUGAGAAAUCUGUGGCCGGGAAUUCCGAAUUAUAUGUAACAUUUAGAAACAAGCUGGAGAAGAUUCCUGAUAAUGUUGUAAUUAUUGGCUCUUACACGCAGAAUGACAAUCGUAAGGAAAAGUCACAUCCUAGCAGUUUGCUUUUCACCAAAUUUAGCAGCAAUCAUACUGCUUUACUUGACUUGGCUUUCCCUGAUAGUUUGGGGAGACUACAUGACAAAGGAAAGGACGUUCCCAAGGCAACCAAGCUUUUAUCUAAACUUUUCCUCAAUAAAGUGACCAUUCACCCGCCUCAGGAUGAAGCACUUCUAGUUAGUUGGAAGCAGCAAUUGGAACAAGAUGCUGAAACCCUGAAACUGAAAGCAAAUCUCAAUAAUUUAAGAACUGUCCUGAGUCGUCGUGGAAUGGAGUGUGAUGGACUUGAUACUUCGUGCAUUAAAGAUCAGAUACUUACAAAUGAGAGCGCAGAGAAGGUAGUUGGAUGGGCUUUAUGGCAUCAUUUAACGCGGAACCCUGAAACUGAUACAGAUGCCAAGCUUGUUUUAUCUACUGAGAGUAUCCAGUAUGGGAUAGGAAUACUACAAGCAAUCCAGAAUGAAUCCAAAAGUUUGAAGAAAUCUCUCAAGGAUGUUGUGACAGAGAACGAGUUCGAGAAAAGGCUUCUGGCAGAUGUCAUUCCUCCCAGUGAUAUUGGCGUGACAUUUGAUGAUAUUGGAGCACUUGAAAGUGUCAAGGAUACAUUGAAGGAGCUGGUGAUGCUUCCUUUACAGAGACCCGAACUUUUCUGCAAGGGUCAAUUGACUAAGCCCUGCAAGGGUAUACUUUUAUUUGGCCCUCCUGGAACAGGAAAGACCAUGCUUGCAAAGGCUGUUGCCACUGAAGCUGGUGCUAACUUCAUCAAUAUAUCUAUGUCGAGCAUUUCUUCAAAGUGGUUUGGAGAGGGUGAGAAGUAUGUGAAGGCUGUGUUCUCGCUGGCAAGCAAAAUAUCUCCUAGUGUUGUAUUUGUUGAUGAAGUUGAUAGCAUGCUAGGCCGAAGGGAAAGCCCGGGGGAACAUGAAGCCAUGCGCAAAAUGAAAAAUGAAUUCAUGGUGAACUGGGAUGGACUGAGAACAAAAGAUACAGAACGAGUUUUGGUGCUUGCUGCUACAAACAGGCCAUUUGACCUUGACGAGGCUGUAAUAAGGCGGCUUCCGCGUAGAUUGAUGGUCAACUUGCCGGAUGCUGCUAAUAGAGCAAAGAUUUUAAAAGUGAUACUAGCAAAGGAGGACUUGUCUCCUGAUGUUGAUCUGGACUCUGUUGCAAGUAUGACCGAUGGAUAUUCUGGAAGCGACCUGAAGAAUUUGUGCGUUACGGCUGCACAUCGUCCAAUCAGAGAACUUUUGGAAAGGGAAAAGAAGGAGCAAGCUGCUGCCCUUGAAGAUGGUAAACCUCUGCCAGCUUUGAGUGGGAGUGCUGAUAUUAGGCCAUUGAACAUGGAUGACUUCAGAUUUGCUCAUGAGCAAGUUUGUGCAAGUGUUUCGUCAGAGUCUAUAAACAUGACCGAGCUUCUUCAGUGGAAUGAACUAUAUGGCGAAGGAGGCUCUAGACGGAAGAAAUCCCUUAGCUAUUUCAUGUAAAGGUGACGUUCCUCUGUACAAGCAUUUCUCUGUCUUCCUCAGCUCCUUGCUGUUAUGCUGAAGUUUGAGCUAACUGCUGGGCCAUUGGAUGUGCUAUGAGGUUAUCAACUCGUACAAUGAAGCAUAAUUUUUUGAUUUAUAGAUGCAUUCCUGUGAAUUGGAGAUGGUAUGGGGUAGUGUAGCCUCCCAAGGGGUAGAGCAAAUGAGGCUGCUCCUGCCUUCGUUUUGCUUCCCAUCUCUGUUCUGUCAAUUAGGAAAGGAUCGUGUUCAAUUAUAAGUUAUUUAUAGUAAAAAUAUCGGAGAAAAGAAGUACUUACAUUGAAACCCAAACAAGCACCUAAUUCAAUAUAUAUUUGUUUCUACUUUUUAAAUAAUUAUUGGAACGAAUAAGUAGUCAAUUCUGGUUUCCUUUAGCUAGGUUCAUGGUUGUAUGGCUGAAUAAAUGACUUGCAAAAUAACUUAAAUUUCUAUGGAUGAAGUUUUUGGUGUUCUAAAGGACUCUUUGAGCA